This is a messenger RNA of Tetranychus urticae (two-spotted spider mite), 1197 nucleotides long. RefSeq names its product transmembrane protein 243. The record is from RefSeq and is a predicted model, not a curated record. NCBI's taxonomy places the organism in Eukaryota, Metazoa, Arthropoda, Arachnida, Trombidiformes, Tetranychidae.
GAUCGAGUGAUAACUUAUCACUGAUAAGAUGCUAUUUUCACUCUGAUUCAUUUUCAAUCGUUAGGUUAGUAACUGAACAAUAGUACGAUAUCGUUAAUAAUAUUUUAAAUAAUAAGCUAAUUACAAUGGAUUAAUAGAUAAAAUGACAAAAAAAAUUACUGGGUGUAAUUAUCACACACCCCUAACAUAAUAUCAGCUGAUGACACAGAAUUUUUAAACUACAAGUUGCGUGUUUCAACUUUUCAUCGUCAAGUUUUUUUAAAUCUGUUGUAUUAAUUUUCAAUAUUUGUCUGUCAUCUUCAAGACUUUUUAUUUGUUUGUUGUGACCAGUUUAGUGAUUAAUUCAGAUGAGUAUUCCUGACAUAUCGGCUCCACGGGUACCUCGAGUAUCUGAAGCUGAUCCCAUAUUUUCACAUGGCAGCCAGGGGAGUAAUGAACGACUACCUUUGUUUGGUGAUAGCACGAGUCAAAAGGACAGGAUCAUUUCAAUUGGAUUAUCAGCAGCCUGUGUAUUAUUGAUUAUCGUGCUAACUGGUACAUUGUUUUUCAAGCUUAGUUUCAUCAAUACAGCUGCCUUGUUAAUUGUCUUCUCUAUCACUGGAUCUCAUGCUGUCUUGAUUUACUGGUAUAGAUUAGGCGACUUAGACCCUAAAUUUAGACUUCUUUUGAUAUGGAAUUCAAUCAACAUCGUCGUCUUGUGUAUAACUAUGCUGUUAUAUUACCAUAAUUCUUAGUUUGACCAAAUCCUUGUAACGAUUGCCUUCAAUAUUGUGAAUCGUCGUUUACAGCCUCAACUUAAUUUCACUUAUCCAUAAAUUUUCGAAACUCGCUUGUGCUAUUGGAUAUAAGUUCAAAAUGAAAGUUGUGUAACAAUAUUAGAGUUGCAGCGCUACUGAGACAAAAGAUUACUAUUCGUUUUGUAAAUAAUUUUAAAUCCUUUUUGGUCAUUGUUAAAUCGAAGGGAAUUGAAAGAGCUUCUUGGUCUGCAGAAAUCAUAUAAUCUGUACUAACGCGAAUUGGAUGAUAAACAAAUUAUACCAAAUCAUUAUUUUCUUUAAGUUCUUUAUUAUAAAGGAAAGAAACAUUUCCAUGAAUAAAUCCAGUUAUUUUGAUAUAUUAAAUAUCAAUCUUUCAUGUAUAAAUCAGCAAUCGCUCAAGUUAAUUUAAUUUUUAUCAUUAAAAGUCUAUUUAUGUGGU